Molecule: messenger RNA, 890 nt
Organism: Nylanderia fulva
Lineage: Eukaryota; Metazoa; Arthropoda; Insecta; Hymenoptera; Formicidae
Source: RefSeq, a predicted model, not a curated record
AACUCUUCGUAUUUUUUUCUAAAAAUUCGGCCAUUCUCUAUUCUCUACCCUUGGAGAAUCACAGAGAGAAACUUUAGUAUGUUAUAAUUCAAUGAUGUAAAAAUGUAAACCCGUGAUGUAAACAUAUCGUAUCGUACAUCCUCAAUACGUCAAUCGUCGAUGCGUGUGUUAUUUGGUUAUAAACUACAUUAUAAACAUACGAGAUGUCUGAUGAAGAAGUAAUACGUCGCAGAUUACUUAUAGAUGGCGAUGGGACAGGAGAUGAUCGUAGAAUUAAUAUGCUGUUGAAAUCAUUCAUAAAGUGGAUUAACAGCUCUGAUGUAGAUCAUACAUUACAUGAAAGAAUGCUAUCACAGUUGGCACAAUGUGAAUUUGCACAAAAAUCCAGACUAGUUUCAAAUAUGAGUCGAGAAGAGUUAGAUAGUUAUGAACAGCUAUCCAAAGAAAUUGAAAUACAAAUAGAAGAAGCUAAAGAAGAUAUAGAAAAAACUAAAAUAGAAUUGCAAGAUGCCAAACGUGUGAGAAAGAAUAGAAUAGAAUAUGAUGUAUUAGCCAAAGUCAUUAAUGAACAACCAGAUCGAUUGGAAACAGACAUCAAGCUUGCCACAUUACAACAAGAAUUAGCCACUUUGAAGGAAAAAUCAGAACAGUUGGAGCACAAGUUAGAAAUGCGUCGUAAACAAUUCCAUGUUUUAAUAUCAUCUAUACAUUCUCUACAAGGAAUGUUAGAUGAGUGCGAUGAAGAAAUAAUUGAUGUGAGCCUUCAAAGUGAAACAGAGGACACAGAUGUGCAAAUGCGUAACAGUCCAUAAAGUACAUUUACUUUAUAAAUAAUUUAAAAUAAGUGACAAUAAAAAAGCAAUUUGAUAAAAUUCUAUUUUUAUUUUCAA